AUGGCUGGAGCUCCCGCAGCCAUCUUGGGCCAUGAGGUGGAAGGCGCCUACAGAAAACAGCAGAGCCCGUGCCAGGCCUCCACCCCCAGCACCCGGGUGGCAGCGGCCCCAGCGAGAUCCGCAGCCCCAAGUCCGCUGAGACCUUCGGAGGCACCGCCAAGCGAGGGGAAGCGGCAUCUUCGAUCCUCAGAGCCUCCCUGGCGCGGCCUCACCCGGGAGCCACGAGCCGGCCGGCAGGCACCCUCCUGGCUUCACUCUGCGCGAGUCCCUGGGACCCCCCAGGGCAGGACCCCGGGCAGCCUCGACAGGUGGACAGAUCAGGCCGCGCGCCUCUCUCUCUCGCAGAGCCUUGGGGAAGGAAGGGACGGUGGCAUCCUGGAUACCCCCGCGGAGUCCCGAGGCAGCGCGGGGGCGCGCCAGCGGGCUUACUGCUGCCUCCGAGAGCUGGGCAAGAUGCUGUUCGGGGUGAAGGACAUCGCGCUGCUGGAGCACGGCUGCCAGGCCCUGGAGGUGGACAGCGCCCGGUCCCUGAUGAUCCUGGGCAUCCCCGAGGACUGCGGCCACGAGGAAUUCGAGGAGAUCAUCCGGGCCCCGCUGGAACCGCUGGGCGAGUUCGAGGUGGCGGGGAAGGCCUUCGUGGAGGAGGAGCGCUCCAAGGCGGCCAUCAUCAGGCUGCUGGGGGACGUCACCCCCGCCGCCAUCCCCCGGGAGAUCCCGGGCAAGGGCGGCGCCUGGAGGGUGGUCCACAUGCCCCGCCAGCAGGACAUCGAGUUCCUGACCAAACUGAACCUCUUCCUGCAGAGCGAGGGCCGGACGGUGGAGGACGUGGCCCGGGUCCUGCGGCAGGAGCGUGCCCGACGUCUGCAAAGAUGUGGACCUGGACGUGCUCGUGGACGCCCUGAAGCCCGUGGGGACCUUUAAGAAGAUCGGCAAGGUGUUCCGCCGGGAGGAGGACUCCACGGUGGGGAUGCUGCAGAUCGGCGAGGACGUGGACCACCUGCUCAUCCCGCGCGAGGUCCGCCUGGCGGGGGGCGUCUGGAGGGUCAUCUCCAAGCCCGCCACCAAGGAGGCGGAAUUCCGGGAGCGGCUGACCCGGUUUCUGGAGGAAGAGGGCCGCACCCUGGAGGACGUGGCCCGCAUCAU
Myotis davidii is the source of this 1143-nucleotide messenger RNA. RefSeq lists its product as uncharacterized. The record is from RefSeq and is a predicted model, not a curated record. Lineage: Eukaryota; Metazoa; Chordata; Mammalia; Chiroptera; Vespertilionidae. The transcript has 3 exons. The coding region runs from base 1 to 921 and encodes 306 amino acids.